CCAAUGCUACAGGACAGAGUGGCUGAAAAGCAACGCAAGCCUAAUUGGUUCUGCCAUCUGCCAUCCUUUACCGAGAAUUACCAGCGUGUUGAUUUUGGCGAUGGAUAAACCAGUCAGUGAAUUUACAGAGAUCGAUCACUGUGGAUGUGUAUGACACAGCUUCAGGUGUGCAGCCAGCACAUAUAGUUACUGAGAGGAUAAUCUCUUACUGUCUGGGGACUCAAAUCUCCGGCCCAUAGUGAACGCAGGGGCUCGCUCGGCUCCAGGCUUCGGGAAUUUCUCCACCUUGUACUCAUUGGGAGCGGGACCGCCACCUGGAAUAAAGUCAAGCGCUGAAUGGAUCAACUUUCCAGUGCUCCUAUGAUGAACGCCAGUAUGAUGUCCCCAUCACCUCUUCUAGUCAACUGUUCAGAACCCGUAUGUAAUUCGUCCUUGACCGAAGUGGACCAUGAUCUACUGAUGCAAGAAAACGACAGACAUGCACUUCAGUACAUUCCGGUAAUGAUAUACGUUGCCAUGCUUAUGGUCACCGGCGUCUUUGGCAACGGCCUUGUUGUCUACGUCUAUCGACGUCGCUUUAAGAAGACAUCUUCCAAUUACUUCAUCCUGACGAUGGCCAUAUUUGACCUUGUCGCCUGCCUGAUUGGAAUGCCGACCGAGAUCUACGACCUUCGUUAUCCGUACGCGUUCUACAGUUCGUCAGGAUGCAAGAUCUUCCGGUUUGCCGAGACUUUUUCAAUAUACGGGUCAGCGUGCGUCCUGCUAGAAAUUGCCUUUGACCGUUACUUCAAAAUCUGCCGUCCGUUAAUGGUGAUCAGCUUGUUUAAGAUCAAGAUGUUGUGUAUUCUAGCAGCAGUUAUGGCCCUUGUUCUUUCGGCACCCGCAGCAGUCAUCUUCGGCAUCAGCCAUCCCAUCAUCCCCAACACAAACCUCAUGGGCUACGACUGCUCCAUCGACAAAGACUACAAGAACAAGGUGUUCCAGAUCGUGUACUAUGGCGUUCUCAUGCUGAUCUUCGUGGCGUUUCUCCUCAUCCUGACGGUCCUGUACAUCAGGAUCUGGAUGGAGAUACGGAGCCGGCAGAAGAUGGUCAUCGGCGACCAGAUCUCCAAACCAACGGAAGAAGUACACGAACGCAAGAAGAUGCGGGUCAAAUAUCUUCCAAGCGUCAGCGACGAAGACUCUUGCUCAAACAGCAACGGUCAUACAGUCUCCGCCACACAGACCGUGCGCUCCCGUUUCGCAAGCUUGUCCACGUACGCCUCCAAACUCCACGUAAGCCGUACGACAAUCGUACUUUUCGCCGUCACCGUAGCCUUCCUUAUAAGUUAUUUGCCUGCUAUUGUCAUAAUGAUCAUCCGAUCUGUGGACAAAAGCAUUGAAGAGACUCAGAGCACCACUGCGGCCGUUACAAGCAAGCUCUUCUCCAAGUUCUUUCUCAUCAAUAACGCAAUCAAUCCAAUCAUCUACAGUUUCUUGAACAUUAACUUCAGACGCCAGGCUAAGAUAGCGAUCAAGAAGCUUCUGUGUUGUGAAAGGAGGAGAAGGAGAUAUCCACAGAAAUGUGACUCUGACAGAAGCACGAAGAAGGAAAUGAUUCCUAUUGACUGUUGACUGUCGUGUAGCUUUUAGUGUAUCAACACCGACUAUAGCGAACCCCGUUAGACCGAACCCUCUCUUUCCGGGCGGUUACUGUUGGUAGCGUAUGAGAGACCUUAUCCGUAUACCCAUGAUUCUUAAACGGGCAUCUGUUAAUGCGGACGAUUUCAUGGGGGAGCAACAUAGUUCGGAUUAACGAGGUUUUGCUAUUAACGAGGUUUUGUUGUAUACAACCCAUGACGGAGGUGGCCGGCCCAUCUCCUCUCAUUCCUGUAGUACAUAUGCUUGCAUUUGACUUAGAAUACUUUUUUUUAUAAAUAAAGUGUUGUUGGCGAUGUGUGAUAUGUGUCAAAAAUAUCUUGUGCCACAAAAGAAAAAUACAUCUUUUGUAAAGAAGAACAUUUUCGUCUCAUAUACGGGGAUGCGGGUGGCCCGUUCGUUUAAGGCUAUUCGCAUGGUGGGACCGUUAGUUGUGCCAGAAACACGUGGUACUAGGUUCGAAGCCCUGAUUAUGUUUCUUGGUUUGUCACCACCAUACAGCGCGUUACACCAAAUGAAGUCAUCAAUUCAAGCUUUCUCUCACACCAAAUCCACACUCUUGAUAUAACCGAAAUUCGCUUCCAACGCAACCACUAACUCAUAUACUGUAUAUUGAAACUGGUUAUCCUUCGAGCAGCUGUAAAUUACAUGAAUUUAUAUAGAGUGGUAUUUUUUACAUGGAUUCUAUCUCCCUGUAUUUUCACGUUUUUCAAAUUCGCUCCUAGCCCCCAUUUUAACAUGGGUUAGGGUGUGUCGAUGGUCACACAUAUUUUCAGUUGUAAUUUUUAGAAAGUAUCAAAUAUAGUGAGUUUUUUGUAUCUGACAGUAACACACUGAAAAAUGUGUAUGUUUUUAUAUCACUCUGGUAGACAUUAAAAUAAUCAUUUUCGUUCCAGGGGUACAAUGUGUGAAGCCGAUAUCUGGUCUUCUCCGCCGUAAUAUUGCUGGAAUAUUGCUAAAAGCGGCGUAAAAUCAAUUCACUCACUCACUCAUUUUCGUUCCUGAUUUUUAGUUCUUCCCCUUAAGUGAAACUUCGUGGUAGGAGGCCGUUUAUAAGAAACAUUUGUAGACUUAAUCUGAAAAGUAUAUACGGGCCACGACAGGGAAAUUGUAAAUAGUCACGAAAAUCAGCAUGCAUAUAUGUAUUUCCUGGGAGACGAACACCGAAAAGCGUCAGUGUCAGUACAGUGCAUGGAGUUUAGACGUAGUAUUAGUCAGAUGUAUCCGCUGGUCGGAACUCGUCAUGACGUCGGUGUGAGCUCGGCUCCGUCUCCCAUGUGUUAGUAAACUAGCAUCAACCAGGAUAUGGGUUGUAACUUCGAGUUCGGGAGGAGUAAUAAGUUCGCCCUUUCGCUGCUCUUAACCCAAACUCGGUACACAAUGAUCCAAAUGUAGAACUCUAGCUUAAAGAUGCUCUCGCAUGCUCUCGGCGAAUAACGUCGCCUUGAAAUGCUAAUCGUUUGGCGUUUAUAUUUUUUUAUGAAUUAACUUACUGGUCAGUAGUAUCACUUUCAGUUUUCACUUACGCCAAGGGCGAUUAUCAAUAAAACAAUCACACUGUCCUAAGCACUGAAUACAAUGACCUGUAAUGUUCUCUCCAAGCAGUGUGAGGCUAAAUUUGUUCACCAGUAUAAACUGUUUCAACAUUCCUGUUACAUUUCACAAAAAUGUCUCAUGUAAGAUAAAGAAUUGGAUAUUUUUCCUCGGCCUGUCGACGUACACCAAUGAAAAGAUAUCCGUAAUUUGAUAAGCUAAAAAUAUAAACUGUUAAUUAUUGUACUACAAUAGAGUAGUAUGAGAUAUGGAAGAAUAUUUUGGAGCUGAGGGAUACGACUAGCCACGACUAGGCAUCAGCCAGGGUGACCGUAUACGUCUGCUGGUAUUUAGUUACUUUGUGAAUUAUGCCCACAGUUGUUAAGUAAAUAAUGGUCUUUCCGAAGAACACAAAUAAAAAAAUGCAUAAAGUUCAGCUGUGUCAAAAUAUUUAUCUUUUAUAAAUAAAAGAGAUGGUUGCUUUACUACACGUAGAAUAUUAAUUGACAAAUAUGCAUUAAAAUCAAACAUAACUUUUAAACAUUUUUAUUAUUUUUAACAUAUUAUAUACAUCACUUUUGCAGGAAAUUGGUAUCUAUUUACUUAUUGGUACUUAUUGAUAUCUGUAAUCAGCUGCUGUCAGCUGUAGUUAGUUGCAUGUAAAGUAAAGAAAUGUCGAUGUUAAUGUUGUGUUUGUCAGAUUUCAUGAAGUAUCACUCGUUAAUGUUUUAUCAGUGUAUAUAUAUAUAUAUAUAAGUGUUAUAAUAUUUGUUAUUUAUUUGUUGUGUAUAUACUAACAUAAUAAGAGUGUUUUUAUGGCUUGUGUCGACGUAUUUUUGAUGCUUUCUGGAACUGUCUUAUUUAUAGCAUUGUGUGUUUCCAUGUUGCUUGUAUAGUGUUGUUUGCGGGCCAAACUUGCGUCGGAUCUCACGUGCUAUAUGUAUGUCAAUAUGUGGACACCAACCUGAGCUCAAUCACCUUGGAAACGCCUACACCCCAUUUCUCAUGACUUAAUUCCCUUUUUAGAAGUGGUUUGUCUCUUCCGGUCCCCCAACAUCCGGGCACUGUCAGUUUGUAUAUUGCCAAUUUAUGUCGUGUUUCGAUAGUUGACAGUUUCGGGAGACAUCAGCGUAACAACUGUUGUAGAUGUAUUUUUGUAUAACCCAGCCCUAAUCCAUUAUCUGUUUGGUAUUAGAGUGUUAUUUUCAUUGUGAUUAUUUUCCCUCGAUCAUCUUAAAUACUCCCUAAAGCGGCGUUAAACUCAAUUCACUCACUUACUCAUUAUUACGCUACAAGUGCCUGUGAAAACCAAGAACACAAUUGAGCUUUUUGUUUCAUAUAAAUAGCUAAAAGCGAAACGCUUUUGGUAUGAUUCUAUUUUUAAGUCAAGCUGUUUAAAAUGAAUUCAAAAUAAUUUUCAUUAUGACAUUCUCCGCCUGUCAUCUUUCAUUUAUGAAAAAAAUGAUUUUUUUUUAACAAAAUGGCAGCAGGACUCUUAUGACUAUGAAACAAUGGAUUUUGUGUGUAAGUUUGAUCAAAAUGUAUAAACUUGAUAUGAAUAUAUAACUACUAUUUUGUUAAGAUAUAUGAAUGUCGGUAUUCAGUAUGUGUAUUCGUUAUCACUCCCCUGUACGGAACUAGCAGAAAAUAGUACACGAAAAUGUACGAAUGUUGACGAAUAUAUCGUUGCCAUGAAUUUGCUUGUGUUCUACAUUUACAGUGUUUAUAGUACUGUUUAAUAUUAUGUCGUGUUUUGGACAAUGCAGAUAUAUACACGCUAUUGUUGAUAUCCAUGAAUAGCUUGCAUUGGAAGAGUAUUGUAUUGUAUUUAUGGACUUUUCAUUUCUUCAUUGUCAUUGCUAUCGGCCAUUGAUGUUUGGCUGCGCAUUUGGUUUGACAGAGACUGGGUUUCCGUCUACUGAUGGGUAAUGUAUGAUGUACCUCUAAACCAGUGCGAUUUCGCCAUAAAAUAACGGAAAAUCUCAUUGCAUGUCAACGGCUUGUCUUUUUUUCAGCAGUGUUUAGGAUGAUUUCAUUUAAGCCAAGUGAUGGCCCUAGUAUGUAUAGUUUCGGAUUCUGUAUCAAAUAAGACACGCCAUUAUUUUCAUCAUCUCGUUGUCUUGUGAAGUUUUGAAAUAAACCAACUUUUUUUCGUUGCAA
This is a messenger RNA of Haliotis rubra (blacklip abalone), 5331 nucleotides long. RefSeq names its product orexin receptor type 2-like. Gene Ontology annotation, biological process: neuropeptide signaling pathway. The coding region runs from base 337 to 1614 and encodes 425 amino acids. NCBI's taxonomy places the organism in Eukaryota, Metazoa, Mollusca, Gastropoda, Lepetellida, Haliotidae. Gene Ontology annotation, molecular function: G protein-coupled peptide receptor activity. The transcript has 3 exons. The record is from RefSeq and is a predicted model, not a curated record. Gene Ontology annotation, cellular component: membrane.